CCUCCCCUCGGUCCCAACUCCUCCUACACUCCCUCAACGACAGCAGCUACCACAACGAUGGCCCGAUUGCCUUAAGCCCACGUCGACAACAGCUUGCGGGCCCUCGCCGGGCAGGCUGAGGGCUUCGGCCGCUCCGCCAUCGGAGGCCUUCAUGGAUCCAUCUACCACGUCACCUCUUUAGCUGAUGAUGGAAAUGGAUCACUUCGUGCUGGGUGUCGUAUACAAGAACCACUUUGGAUAGUUUUCGAAGUUUCUGGCACCAUUCAUCUCAAUUCUUACUUAAAUGUAUCAUCUUAUAAGACAAUCGAUGGCCGUGGCCAGAGGAUAAAACUGAUGGGCAACGGUUUACGGCUGAAGGAAUGUGAACAUGUCAUUGUAUGCAACCUGGAAUUUGAAGGUGGUAGAGGACAUGAUGUUGAUGGCAUUCAAAUAAGGACCAAGUCAAGGCACAUAUGGAUAGACCGUUGCAGCCUGUGUGGUUACGAUGAUGGACUGAUUGAUAUUACACGAGAAAGCACAGACAUUACUGUUUCAAGAUGUCACUUUGCACAGCAUGAUAAAACGAUGCUUAUUGGAGCAGAUCCUACACACACUGGAGACAGAUGGAUGAGGGUGACGAUUCAUCAUUGUUUUUUUGACGGGACUAUGCAGCGGCAUCCUCGUGUUAGAUUUGCAAAAGUUCAUUUAUACAACAAUUACACAAGGAAUUGGGGUAUAUAUGCUGUGUGUGCCAGUGUAGAAUCUCAGAUUCUUUCUCAGUGUAAAAUAUAUGAAGCUGGGAAGAAGAAGGAGGUAUUUAGAUAUAAGACAGAGAAGGCAGCUGAUUGUGAAGAGGCUGCAUCUGGGUGGGUAAGGUCUGAAGGUGAUCUGUUCCUAAACGGUUCUCAACCUUGUUUAGUCACCGGGCCUGGCGUGGAUUCUGUGUUUAAGGCAAGCGAAUGCUGCUCGACAUUGACUAUGGAAGCUCCGUCGGUGGGUCUGAAAGAGGUUCUCCAAAUUUGUACAGGAUGGCAGGCGAUACCGAGGCCACCGGAGAUUGCUUCAACAGCGUAAGAGGCUCCUGUCAUUUGGGUAUAUACGCUUGAGUCUGAUCUACUGCCUAUUCUAGUGGC
Messenger RNA from Magnolia sinica, 1112 nucleotides. RefSeq names its product probable pectate lyase 4. The transcript has 5 exons. The coding region runs from base 334 to 1053 and encodes 239 amino acids. Lineage: Eukaryota; Viridiplantae; Streptophyta; Magnoliopsida; Magnoliales; Magnoliaceae. The record is from RefSeq and is a predicted model, not a curated record. Gene Ontology annotation, molecular function: pectate lyase activity.